CACACGUUCCCUUUGGACAUGGAAAUACGAAAAAAAUGGAUUCAUUCUAUUCGUCGUGCCGAUUAUAUCAUCACUCCGAAUUCAAGAGUCUGCAGUCGACACUUCAAGAGUGACGAUUUGAUUGAGCCGUCAACUCCCACGGGACGCCGGCUUCUAAAGAAGGGGGCUGUUCCCACUUUGUUCGAGUGGAACAACUUCGCAACUUCAACACCAAGGCGCACUGGGGUAUGGCAAAGAAGAGAAGUUUCCCCUCCACAGAACGAAGAUCCACUGCCUAUGGAAUUCCAGCAACCAGAACAUGAUUACUGUUCAUCUCCCGUUCCGGCGGCAGUCGAUCUUUCUUUAGAUCGAACUGAAGAACUCCAAAAGGAGGUGGAGCGCUUGAAGAAGCAAGUGGAAGAGCUGUCUGUCCAUCACAGUUUUUGCUUGGGGCGUUUUGCUGCAUCUGACGAUGACAUACGGUUCUUUACUAGGUUUAUGACCUACAGUCAUCUCAUGGCGUUCUGGAGACUCAUUGAGCCUGCAACCAACAGAAUGGUUCGUGUGACAAGGGCAAAAGGAGCUACAAAAAGCGGUGAAGUUGGAGCAACAGGCAAUGCAUCUGGUCACUCCCUACCGCCCAUAGAUGAGUUUUUUCUCUUUAUGGUGCAUCUGUCCCUUGGUCUAACACAGAGGGAUCUGGCUCAAAGAUUUAAUAUUCACCAGUCCACCGUGAGUCGUAUUAUUACAACCUGGGCCAAUUUUCUUUAUACCCUCCUUGGAUCAGUGCGCAUCUGGAUGUCUGAGGAGAUGGUCAAGGCUCACAUGCCAAAGGAGUUCCAGGAUUACCCAGAUACGCAAGUAAUCAUUGACUGCACAGAGCUCCGGUGUCAAACACCAUCCUCCCUGUUGCUUCAGAGUGAAGUCUUCUCCUCUUAUAAAUCCCACUGCACCUUCAAGGGGUUAAUUGGCAUGGCACCACACGGUGCAGUUACUUUUAUUUCAUCCCUGUAUGCAGGAUCUGUCAGCGACAAGGAGCUUUUGAAGCAGUCUGGAAUUGUGCCUCUACUGAAACCUAAUAUGGCUAUUAUGGUCGAUAAAGGUUUUCUGGUGGAUGACUGUGUGCCAUGCAAAGUCUACAGACCUGCUUUCCUGUCAAAAAGGGAACAGAUGUCGGCUGAUGAGGUAAGGAAGACGCAGUCCAUUGCUCGUCUGAGGGUCCACGUCGAGCGUCUCAUCCGCAGGGUGAAGCAACACAAACUAUUUGAUACUGUCAUCCCUCUUUCAAUCACAGGAAGCAUAAACCAGCUGUACACUGUUGCUUGCCUUCUUGUCAAUUACCAGAAUGGGCCCUUGGUAAAAGCAUGGGCAACGGAUUAAAGACUUUGUAUGGGAUGGAUAAAUUUUGAUUGGCAGAGAAUCCUAUGUAAAUUAAAUGUAUUUGCUAUGUAUGUUUUUGUAAUCGAGUAACAGAAGCAUUUCUUUCACAAUGCUAAUGUAAAAACUGUAAUGCAGCAAUGUAAAUAAGUAAUUUUGAUGCAGUUUUAAUGUACACCACUAAUGUAAACAUGUAAAUAACUGAUACAGUGUUUCUGUAAAGAUGAAAAUAUAAACAACUUUCAAAAAGCUUGUAAAGUGCACCACUAAUGCAUGUAAAUAACUUAGAUACAGCUGUGCGCCACUAAUGUAAACAUGUAAAUAACUUUGAUACAGUUUCUGUAAACAUGUAAAUAUAAAUAACUUUGAUACAGCUGUGCACCACUAAUGUAAACAUGUAAAUAACUUUGAUACAGUUUCUGUAAACAUGUAAAUAUAAAUAACUUUGAUACAGCUGUGCACCACUAAUGUAAACAUGUAAAUAACUGAGACCGUGUUUCUGUAAACAUGAAAAUAUAA
Messenger RNA from Paramisgurnus dabryanus, 1875 nucleotides. RefSeq lists its product as uncharacterized. NCBI's taxonomy places the organism in Eukaryota, Metazoa, Chordata, Actinopteri, Cypriniformes, Cobitidae. The record is from RefSeq and is a predicted model, not a curated record.